Telopea speciosissima is the source of this 601-nucleotide messenger RNA. RefSeq names its product glycine-rich protein 2-like. Lineage: Eukaryota; Viridiplantae; Streptophyta; Magnoliopsida; Proteales; Proteaceae. The coding region runs from base 55 to 525 and encodes 156 amino acids. The transcript has 2 exons. The record is from RefSeq and is a predicted model, not a curated record.
AACAUCAACGAAACAAGAGAGCACAAACCCAGAAAGAACAAAAAAAAAAAAAAAAUGAAUACCUUCAACUUCUUAAGCGGUUUUAUGAUGGCGCUUCUGCUUGCUACCACCACCUCCCUCUCCGCCGCUGCUCGCCCAGAUUCCGGUGGACCUUUUGAUGCCGAACUAAAGAACACCAACAACAACAACAAGGGAGGUGGAAAUAAUGGAGGGGUGGGAGGUUUCUUCGGUCCGGGUAGUGGUGGAUUUGGGAUUCCAGGGUUCAGUAACGGGUGGGGAAACGGUGGUAUAGGCGGCGGAGGUUACGGUGCUGGCUAUGGCGGUCCCGGUGGGGGUUACUCUAAGGGUGGCGUUAUACGCCCCACAGUAGUGUGCAAGGAGCGAGGACCUUGUUACAAGAAGAAGCUCACGUGCCCAGCCAAGUGUUUCACCUCCUACAGCCACUCUGGUAAGAACUACGGCAGUGGCGGUGGUGGUGGUGGUUGCACCAUCGACUGCAAGAAGAAGUGUACUGCUUACUGUUAAAGGAACGGCGGUUUACCGGUUGCCGGUAAACCGGGUAUCUUUUAUCAUUUUGGUUUCUACUAAUGAGAGUUUUAGA